AUGAACAGACCACAUGAUCAGCCCUCAACUGCGAUUGAUCAACAGCCAAUUAUCGGAUCAGAAGAAGCGCUUAAACCUGGCUCAAUACCAACAACCGUUGCAUCGGCUGGAACAUCUAUUGUACAAGGCGACCUGAUAACAGAUAUAGAUACCCAAAACCAGACUCUCAUGAUGCUGCCCACAGCUAAGAAAUCAAAGCAGGAUAGUGGUACGCAGAAUGAAUCUGGAGCAGAAUCUACAGCGCUAGAUGGGAAGGUUAUUUCAGCUCAAUCAAAACAAAACUCAUCCCCAUCCUCAUCGACUACACAUUUACCCAUGGUUCGUCCCCAGUUUAAAGCUUCUGUUGACGAGAUUUCUGCAACAACGAGGACUUCAAUCACACUCUUGUCUAGCUCUGCACAUACUACUUCAUCAGGGCAUAGCCCUGUUGCGGGAUAUUCUAGACAGGACAUUGUUGAACUUCAAGUAACUGGAUCCUGGGAGAAUGCUGAGGCCGCUCGACUUUUGUUGCUUGUCGCUAUUGAUACCCUGAAACCUGGCAUUAUCGCGGAAAAACUCACUGUCGAGCUCAAAUACCAAAAUAUGAUUGGUGGAAGAAAACGUCAGGAUAUUCAGGAACUAAUGGCAAAAACCAACACGAGCAUCUAUCUAACAUCUCCCCUUGUACAAACUGCCAAUAAGAGUGGUGCUCCUGUCGAUACACGUUAUAACGACAUCUACAUUACAGGGGAAUCAAAACAAGUUGCCAUUGCCAAGGACACUCUAUCAAGCGCAUACCAUAGGGCUCAAGCAAUGUCCAUUUCUUGUACCCGUCAAGUAAACAUUGCAACUCGUAAGCUGGAUUGGAUGAUGCUGAACCAUCGCGAGAAGUUGCGUGGCAUCAUGAUUGACAAUGCUACCUUUAUCGCCUUCCCCCCAUUGGGUGGCACACAUUUUACCAUAUCGGUUUAUGGCGAAUCGAAUGUAAACGUGGAGAGGACUAUUCGCACUGUGAUGCAGCUGUCAUGCCACUUUCACUCAGGAUCUAUAACGAUGAGGGACCUUGGACCUUCUAUAAAUUUUCCACAAAUGCUACCAUCUCUAGCUAAUAUUUGCAAGCAUGUUUCACAGACUUCGGGAUCUGAGGUUGAGUACCGUAAUAAUGGCUUUUCUGUCUUUGGCAGUGAGACGCAAAUCAGAAUGGCAAUGCAAAUUUUGACUGAGAUGGAGAUGGUCAAAGCACUUCAUUCAGAGUUUAAAUUCUCGGUUGAGCUGGCGAACGAACAUCGGGAAUUUAUUUCCGGGAAGAAGAAUGGCAAGAUUAACAGGAUCAUGAAGGCUACUGGAGCUAAAAUCAAGUUUGAUCAGUGCAACGAGUACAACUUUUAUGUCGAUUUAAGCUCAGGCAUCGCUGUGAAAGCUAUGGAAGCGCUUGUUUUAUUGCAGGAGGAGCUACCUGCGGAGAUUUCGUUCUUCGUGCCUGAGGCGUAUCACAAGCGGAUCAUCGGUGUUGGUGGCAAGAAUAUCCAACGAAUCAUGAAGAAGUAUGGGGUGUACGUCAAGUUCUCGAAUUCUGAGGAGUUUGCGACAUUAGGGGGUUAUUUCGACAAUUUAGACAAUGUUGUAGCUCGAACGCCAUCCAAGAAUGCUAUCAAUCUUGAGAAUCUAAAGCAAGGAGUUAUGGAGUUUGUGAAUGCCAAGGACAAGGAUUUUGUCAGUCACCGAUUACUUAUUCCAAAGCAGCAGCAUCUCCCAUUACUAUGCAGCCAAGCAGUCGCACUUAGAGAGAUUUACGAGGCCACUAAUGCUACGAUUUUAUUCCCUGCACGCGAGACAGGAAGCGAUAUUGUAGUGGUUUUUGGCCCAGAAUCAUUAAUCCAGCAGGCAAUUACCAUGCUGUUGUCUAUGGUUAAUGAGCGCUAUGCUCUUUCUGUCAAGUCCUCAGAUGCUAUGUAUGCUGUACUAGCACUUCCAGAGUUUAAGUCCCAAGUAGUUGACGAGAUGAAGCGCGCAUGGAAUAUGACAUUAAUUAUUCCACAGAACAAUAAUGCUGGUUCAGGACAGGUUCAACAGUUUAUCGAUCAAAACGAUGUCCCGACCUCAUUACCAUCGCCAUCUUCUACAGCUACAGAAAAUGUGGAGGUGGAGUUCAUUGCACAGAAUGGCGUAUCAAGUGGUACUUCCAAAGUUCACCGCAGUAAUAUUGACAGUAAAGCAGCGAAAGAGCUGCACUUAUCAAAGAUAUCUAAUGAAGACAAAUCGAAUAAGCCGCAGCAUGACCAUGUUUUUAUUUUCGAGUAUACGCGUAAUAAUGAGGAUUAUCUGAAGGAUGCCAAAGACUUGCUGAUACGGUUCCUGGCUAGUCACCAAAUUGAGGUUUAUAAUGAUGAACUUAAGGUUCCACGAUUACGCUCGAGCUCCUUUGGAGAAACUUUCAUCCCUCUUCACGAUAGGGUUAUCUCAUUGACUACUAAUGAUUCCACUACUCAAAGUACACCUGAUUAUGUUUUAUUCGACACUACUACAUCUGCCAAUGAAUCAAUUAGCUGUAGUUCUGGAGCUAUUGGCGGACCCUUCCUUGGAACUGGGGACAUCCGGUCGCUCUUUACGCCGUCAACUGCCUCCAGUCUUCUAACACUAGAUACGUCUCCUCCAAGACGGCCGGAUCACUCUCGUCAUCUAGGCGCUUUACCAGGAUCGCCUUCUACUCAUAGCCCAAAUGCAUCGGUAUCUGGAACAACCUUUGGAUUGAGUCAAAGUCCAAGCAGUGUUAAACCAUACUCCCGCACAACUUCGCUACCAGCAGACCCAUGGACGCCAAACAAGCACCAACAGCGUCAGUUACAGUCGUCAACCGGCUACCUCGGAUCCAUCGGCGAGCUACGCUCCACAGUGCCUGGAUACUAUUCUCCUGGCGGUUACUCUCAGCCUCAGCAAGCAUGUGUGUCUGCAUCCGACCUUACAUUCAGUAAAGCGCCUGGAUUUCAAAUAUCACCUGCUUCGAGCCAUCGCUAUUCUAGCGGAGAUUCCCCAGUACAUGGACCUAUCAACACUAUGCCAACUUUGGGCAACUUUGUGAAUCAUGCUUCACCUCAACGUUCAUCAUCUCAAAGGUCAUCUAUAGGUUUCUCCAAUAAUUGGAGCAGUCUACAGUACCUUGAAGAGAAACCGAUCACUGGGAUGACAUUUGGACCUGGCUACGGACCAUCUCUGAACGGCGGAAAUGGACGUGCGAGUCAUCAGCAACAGAUUAACUUUCAACAACAGUCUUCGCUUUAUGGAUAUCAGCAACAAUCUCCGUCCUUUCACACGUAUACACAAGCACAACAAGCACAACAAGCACAGCAAACGCAACAAGCACAAUCUCAACAGCAGCAGCAGCAACAACAGGGGCUUUCAAGUCAACCAUACGCUUCUCAUAUUCAUCCUCAACCGAGCAUACCGUAUCCGCAGCAUCGUCAACGCCACUCGAGCCAAAACAGCGCGGCCAGCCAUCAUACAAUGGGACUUGGCCCCCUCGGGUGUGGGCCGAAUUCAACUGGAGGGAGCGUCAACAGCGAUGAAUUCUCAACUGAGGAAGACAGUGAUGAGGUCUUUGAUGAGAUGAGGAACCGUCAGAAGAUGCAGUCCUCUUCAUCUUCUUUAUUCCAACCAUCUCAUGUUAUCCAACCUGGUCAUCAUCAAAACAUACUUGGAAGUGGAUAUGAAGGCUAUUCGUCCCAUAACUCUUCGUCCUCAAGUCUGCUGAACCGUCGAGGAUCUGCAGGAUCGACCCAUAGCAUCAGCCUUCACCACCACCAACAACAGCAACAGCAGCUUUAUGGACCAAAAGCGUUAGAUUGCUCUUCAAACCUAAGCAGCGCCAAUCUUGAUCUUUAUAUACAAAACCCGCUCGUGAACGCCAUGGAAAAGCAUUCUAUCAAUAACCAAUCGGAGAGUGAUAUGAAUGUCAACGGUGGCCGCACAUCGCAGGGAAGAAUUGGUCAGGCUUCUAACCGCCAAUCUUCGGGCAUAGGUCUACCCAGCUUUUUAGCAGGAUCAAGGUUUGAGGAUGAUCGUAGUGGAUUCUUCGCGAAUGGCUUUGGUGGUAUUAUUGGUGAGGAUGCUCAUGGCUACGGCCAUGUCAAUGGGUCCUUUUCUGGGCCUGCUCAAUUUCUCCAUGGCAAUCACUUUGGGACCACUACACAUUCUAGCGCGCUUGAGAGCAUUGGAGGCGCUGGUGAUAGCAAUGGGCUCAUCAAUGAUUAUCGGGCUGGUGGCCAUACUGUAUCAACAUCCCAUCUCUUCUUGGAAUCGCCACUACAUCAUGGACAGGCGAUAGAUCGUACUGCCGAGGUGGAUCAUAUUGCUCGAUGGGAUCGCUAA
This is a messenger RNA of Lobosporangium transversale, 4344 nucleotides long. RefSeq lists its product as hypothetical. The record is from RefSeq and is a predicted model, not a curated record. Gene Ontology annotation, molecular function: mRNA binding. The transcript is spliced from 3 exons. Gene Ontology annotation, cellular component: cytoplasm; nucleus. Gene Ontology annotation, biological process: nuclear division. NCBI's taxonomy places the organism in Eukaryota, Fungi, Mortierellomycota, Mortierellomycetes, Mortierellales, Mortierellaceae. Bases 1 to 4344 code for a protein of 1447 amino acids.